UUUUUGGGUGGGCACUCACACUUAUAGUGUGCCUCGCACCAGUUCGCACAGUGAAAGAAGGCAUUGUUUGUGAUUGAAAUGGAGAGCGAUGUGGAAGAAUCUCUGCGGAAGAGGCCCAGAAAAUAUCCUUUCUCCGCCGAUUCAUCCUCUCGCAAGCAGUUUGAACAAUAUCUUGGUCGGCCGUUUGCAAUAAUUGGGGAAGUGAAUUUUAUGCAAGAUGAUGAUAAUCGAUUGGAGAUUACCCGAACUAGAUGUAAAUCACUCUUGAAGAUGCUGAUGGCUUCUUUCUGUAGUACAAUUUGUCAUUGGAAAGUCAUCAAUGUGCAGACACUUGAACUGCAAAUUAAUAUGGAUUCGGACAAGAUAAUAUUUGAGCGUCUGCAGAAAGAGUUCGAAGCUGCACGAGCUUCUCAAACUGAAGAGAUAUGUUUAGAUGGGGAUGCGUGGAAUGAUGGUCUACUAGCUACAAUAAGAGAGCGGGUGCAUAUGGAGUCAGACAGAAAAGCAAUGCAUGGGGAUGCUGACAUAUUGUCAUGUCCUCAUGAAAAAAUUACAUAUAAAAUUGGAAACAAGGUAAUUUGCUGUUUGGAAGGAGCAAGAAUUGGCGUACAGUAUGAAACAUCGUAUGCUGGUGAACCUUGUGAAUUUUACCAUUGUGUGCUGGAGAGUAAGUCAUUUCUUGAAAAGAUGACUGUCCUUGAACACACCGUUCCAUUUUUCCUGCCAAUACGUGAAAUAGAAAAUGAUCUCCUUUCAUCCAAUGCAAUGAAAUUCAUAGACCAUGUUGGAGAUCUAUUGCAGGCUUUUGUGGAUAGACGGGAACAGGUCAGACUUAUAAAGGAACUUUAUGGAAAUCAAAUUAGAGAGCUUUAUCAUAGCCUUCCCUACCAUAUGAUCGAACUUGUAUUGGAUGAUUCUGAUUGCAAGGUGACAGUCAGCCUUCGAUAUGCUGAUCUAAUUUCGGUGCUCCCAACUCGAAUAUCAGUGCUAGCCUGGCCAAUGUUCAAUAAAAAUACUACAGCAACUUUGAACAGGAAGGAAGAUGGACUCUCUGGAAGUCAUUCUACUCCAAUUCGCUUAACCUAUGCAGAAGAUGCCUUACGAACCAUGAGUUUACCAGAAGCAUACGCAGAGAUUGUAUUAAACUUACCACAAGCGCUUCAGCAGACGUAUCAUCAAAAAGCUCCCGCUUAGUCUAGAUUCCUCUGUAAAAAUUCUUGGUAGAUGUUAAAUAUUAGAAAAAGUAACUUCAAAAUUGUUACCUCACAGGAUGAGUUCAUUUUUCUGUACUGCUGUCAGUUAGCAUUUGUCGUUGCCCCUUGUGGCCUUCUUGUUCCUUCAUUGCCUACUCCUGUGUCUUGUAUAAUUUACUACGACAGAGCUAGGUUCAUCUUUUCAAACUGUUGUCAUUUCUCUUUUUUGGUUUAUCAUAAUUCAAUAUAUGUAAAAGUUGGUUUCAUUCAA
Messenger RNA from Vigna angularis (adzuki bean), 1464 nucleotides. RefSeq lists its product as uncharacterized. The transcript is spliced from 13 exons. The record is from RefSeq and is a predicted model, not a curated record. NCBI's taxonomy places the organism in Eukaryota, Viridiplantae, Streptophyta, Magnoliopsida, Fabales, Fabaceae. Gene Ontology annotation, cellular component: kinetochore; Mis6-Sim4 complex. Bases 79 to 1194 code for a protein of 371 amino acids.